AUGAUUAGGGUAAAUGAAGACUAAACGUCGGUUCCCUCCGAUGAUGGCUUCAAUACUACGAUUGAAGCGGACAAACGUCUGAACCAAUCCAUAAUACUUGUGUUUUCCGAGAGUGUUAAGUACAUUGACACUGACUCAGAUGAUGGAAUUGCACACUUCUUUGCUGAAAGUUCCCUGGGAUCGACUCCCACCCUGCUGACCGAUACCAUGGUAGAGCUCAAGGAAGAUACCGUGUUGAAAUACGCAUUAUGGUGUUCGAACGGUGAAAAAGCUCUUUUGGACAUCGCUUCUGCUGAGGAUUUCCCAUAG
Messenger RNA from Dibothriocephalus latus, 309 nucleotides. NCBI's taxonomy places the organism in Eukaryota, Metazoa, Platyhelminthes, Cestoda, Diphyllobothriidea, Diphyllobothriidae. The record is from the annotation of a GenBank genome assembly.